AUGUAUAUAUUAAGCGCCUUGGUUUCGCCUGUGGUGAUAAGUUGCCUUUCUUUGGCGAACGUUGUUGCUUCGUUUCCAACCAACAGCCAAGACUUACCGCUUUCGAAGCGCAAUGCGACAAUCGAACAAGACGUCUUUUUCGACAUCAAUAGUACCGAGGCGGAGAAGAGAAUCGCAAAACUGAAGGCUGAAGGAUACCGACCGACAUCUCUGAGCAUCCAUGGCUCGCCCACCGAUGCAAAAUAUGCUGGGAUCUGGACCAGGGAGGAUGGCAACAAAUACGAGACUAUACUUGGCGCCGACAAUAACGCCUACACUGCUUGGCUGGACCGUUGGAGGGCGAAUGGGUAUGUUUCUACCCACGUCUCCGCCACUGGACCCGCCUCUGCUGCCCUGUUCGCGGGAGUGAUGCAAAAGACGUCUUCGAUCGGUACAUGGACCCAGCUCUGUGGUCUCGAUAAUCCUAACACAUAUCUCAAUACCACCCUGGGAACACCGAUGAUCAUCAAAGGCGUGAGCAUGUAUGGAUCUCGGAAUGAGCGCCAGUACUGUAUUCUUGGGCACGAAGAUACGAUCAACUACCAACAGACUGUUUAUUAUCAGACGAAUUCCUUUAUGAACGACUACAAAAUGGUGGAAGCUGCCGAGACUUCAAAGAAAUAUUGGAGACCGGUCUAUAUUGACGUGUCUGAGGACCAUGUCCUUUCAUCCAUAUUCGAUGACUCGAGCGUUGGACAAUGGACGGCCCUCACAGAUCUCACCGCGUCGCAACUAGAUUCAGAAAUCAGCGCACAAGGCAAGAAAAAUAUGUACCCUAUUCACAUCUCUGGUGGUGGAGAAGCGGGAGCGAGAUAUGCUGUCAUCUUCGCAGAGCGAACAAGCCCUCUGAGUCGCGAUUGGCACACUACUGGCACUGUCACCGGCUUUACCGACAACAAUGCAGUCAGCAAGGGAAUGGACCAAGUUAUGCAAGAAUUCAUGAAACGCAACAGCGUUCGACAAGCUCAAGUCGCCGCCUCAUUCAACGGAAAAGUCGUCGCCUCUCGCGCAUACACAUGGGCCGAGAGCGACCGUGCCAUUGUCAAGCCAGAAGACAAGUUCCUCCUUGCUAGUGUCUCCAAGAUCUUUACGUACGCUGCUACAAACAAGCUCGUCGACGCAGGUUUGCUGAAUUUGACUACUCGCGUCUACCCGCUCCUCGGAUACAACAAUCCCGCAGAUCCACGCUCACUGGACAUCACUGUUCAGCACCUCUUGGACCACACUGCGGGCUUCGACCGCACCAAGUCGCCAGAUCUAGGUUUUAUAUUCACAACUGUUGCACAGUCGCUCAACCAAGCUACUCCAGCCACCCUGCGCCAGGUCAUCGACUACGUAGCUGCGCGGCAGCUAGAUUUCGCCCCCGGGUCCAGCUAUGAGUACUCGAACUACGGCACCAUGCUCCUGAGCUACGUCAUAACAAACCUGACUGGCGAGUCAUAUCUCUCGUACAUCCAAAAGAACGUGCUCGAAGGCGCCGACGUGGACCUCUGGCCUACAUCUAGCGACAAACACAAGACAGACGCCAUCGUGCAAGAGACAGCCGUCACAGGCAUAUCCGCGCUAUUGCCACUCUCAAAAAUCCGGGUCUCUGCCGCAGAGGGCGGCGACGGCUCGAUUAAAGAGGAGGCGAUCGGUGCGUUCGGCCUCAGGGCUUCGGCUGAAACAAUGUCGCAGUUCAUUGGAAAACAUUCCGUGUACGGGGUUGGAGGCCGCCAGCCCUUUAGUUAUCGGGAUGGGACGCUAGCUGGUACACGUGCUAUUGCGUAUAGUAUGGACGAGUUGGACUGGGCACUGACCCUGAAUACCAGGGAGUACGUCGAUGAGCAAGCGUGGGCGGACCUAGCGUUUAACAAAAUCCAGAGUGUCUGGUAUGCCGCCACACUUGCUAAGUAG
Molecule: messenger RNA, 1935 nt
Organism: Parastagonospora nodorum SN15
Lineage: Eukaryota; Fungi; Ascomycota; Dothideomycetes; Pleosporales; Phaeosphaeriaceae
Exons: 1
Coding region: 1-1935 (644 amino acids)
Source: RefSeq, a predicted model, not a curated record